Molecule: messenger RNA, 978 nt
Organism: Talpa occidentalis (Iberian mole)
Lineage: Eukaryota; Metazoa; Chordata; Mammalia; Eulipotyphla; Talpidae
Product: olfactory receptor 10S1-like
Exons: 1
Coding region: 10-978 (322 amino acids)
Biological process (GO): G protein-coupled receptor signaling pathway
Cellular component (GO): membrane
Molecular function (GO): G protein-coupled receptor activity; olfactory receptor activity
Source: RefSeq, a predicted model, not a curated record
UGUGAAAGCAUGGCUUUGAAGACAGAGGACCCCAACCAGACAGAGGUGAGCUACUUCUUCCUGGAGAGCCUGAUGUACACAGCUGAACACCCGAGCCUCUUCUUCCUCCUCUUCUUCAUCAUCUACGCCAUCUCGGUGACUGGGAAUCUCCUCAUUCUCAUCACUGUGGGCUCUGACCCUCAUCUGGCCUCCCCCAUGUACCACUUUCUGGGACACCUCUCCUUUCUGGAUGCAUGUCUGUCUACAGUCACAGUGCCCAAGGUCAUGGCAGGCCUUUUAGCUCUGGAUGGGAAGGUGAUCACCUUUGAGGGCUGUGUUGUACAGCUUUACUGCUUCCACUUCCUGGCCAGCACCGAGUGCUUCCUAUACACAGUCAUGGCCUACGACCGCUACCUGGCUAUCUGUCAACCCCUCCACUACCCAGUGGCCAUGAACAGGCAGAUGUGUGCAGCGCUGGCUGGGAUCACUUGGGCCACAGGUGCCGUGCACUCUGCAAUCCAUACCUUCCUCACCUUCCGCCUGCGCUACUGUGGGCCUGACCACAUUGCCUACUUCUUCUGUGACAUCCCCCCUGUGUUGAAGCUGGCCUGUGCUGACACCACCAUUAAUGAGCUUGUCAUGCUUGUCAACAUCGGCAUUGUGGCUGCAGGUUGUCUGAUCCUCAUCAUCAUAUCUUACAUCUUCAUCGUAGCAGCUGUGUUGCGGAUCCGCAGCUCUGAGAGUCGCCAGCGGGCCUUCUCCACUUGCAGCUCCCACCUCACAGUGGUGCUCUUAUACUACAUGCCACCUGUCUGUAUCUACCUGCAGCCUAGCUCCAGCGAGGUAGGCGCUGGGGCACCUGCUGUCUUCUAUACUAUAGUCACUCCCAUGCUCAACCCUUUCAUUUAUACUCUGCGGAAUAAGGAGGUGAAGCGUGCACUGCGAAGACUUCUGUCCAGAGGAUCUCCAGAGUCUCCAGGGGGCAGUCCAAUCUCCUAA